Messenger RNA from Solanum lycopersicum (tomato), 2172 nucleotides. The record is from RefSeq and is a predicted model, not a curated record. Lineage: Eukaryota; Viridiplantae; Streptophyta; Magnoliopsida; Solanales; Solanaceae.
CCACCUUUGCUUCACACCACAACUAUGGAGCAGAUAAUUAAGGAGUUUAGCAAUGACAUUCUACUUCCUGAGGUCUUUGUUCCGUAUUCUACAAGUUCUUCGGAGUUUAUGUUGGGCCCGUGCUUCAAGGAUGGAUUUCCUUCGGAGCUCGAGUCAUUUUAUCCCCUAGCAGAAGGGGAGAAGCUACUUCUACACACACUGCAACCUGGUUGGCAGGAAAAAAACACGUGGAACUCAUGGCCAACUGCAACGGAAGGAUGGAUCCGUUGGGUCGACCGAAUGGAGAGGGUUAAGGGGGAGACCUGGCGGACGGCGGACAUAUAUGAUACAAUACAAUUAUCCAAAUUCAACAUACAAUGUGACCGCAAUUUGUUGUAUGCUGCACUGUGCUUUUGGUCUACAUCAGGUAAUGCAUUCCAUUUCAAUUUUGGGAUGAUGAGUCCAACGGUGUUCGACAUUUCUGCUUUGACAGGAAUUAGGCCUCAUGGUGAGGCAAUUAGCUCAGUCCUGGACAUCCAGCGUCAAAAGUGGGGCAAGAGUAAGAAAACAUCCUAUGAGAAGUUCAUCAAACUGAACAUGCAAAGAGAGGACGUAACUGAGGAGGAACAUUUGGCGUUCCUCAAUAUGUGGCUCUGCAAAUUUGUAUUUUGCAUUGGUUCGCGUAUAGUAGCGGAGGAGUAUGAUCGACUAGCCAUAGCUCUUGCUUCAGGCAGAAAGGUUGCUUUGGCUCCUUUCAUACUAUCUCAUCUAUACCGAGGUUGUAGAAGCGUAGUCACCCGGGGAUUUAGUAAUGCAGGGGGGCCCUUCUGGAUCCUACAGCUCUGGCUGCAGUCUUACUUUCCACAGUAUAGACCGUUGCCUUACGAUACAAAGAACUGUAUGACUUUUGGGAUUGCCCUGGCUCAAGGGAAUUUAAAACAGAACAGCUUCCGAGAGUGCUUUACCUUCUUCUACUCAUGCUCCUCCGUAUCUCCGAGCCAGUUCAUUCCGUAUUCACCAGGAUGGCUGCAAUUGGCGGAGCAUAUUCCAUCUAGUAAGGCAGCUCUAGACGCUAUCUGGUCCAGCUUCCUUAUUCCACGAGACCUCCAGUAUGGUCUCGCUUUAGGGAACUCAAGUGUUGGAAAAGCUGGAGUGGAGUAUUACUCACCAAAUCAGUUUGCACGGCAGUUUGGCUUGACACAGACAGUUCCUCUACCUCCUCAUCGGUCACUCAACGCUUCACCACUUGAAAGGGUUGUUUUCAAUUCAGAAAGUGGCAUUAGAGAAGUGGAUACGAAGUUCGAUCAACUGAAGAGAAAUUUCUCACUUGUCGAAUUUCGUCCUAAUCCAAUAUGUACGCCAUCAUUUGAGUCGUGGUGGUCUACUUACAUAAGUAGAACACGGACGGAAUCAGCUGAGCAGAUCCUAAAUAGGAUUAUCGGCGAGGAAGAAAUCAAGAAGAGAAGGAACAAAGGCUCUAUUUCGCAGCAAGAAAAAGAUAGCAGGCCUUCGAAAAAUUCAAAGAGGGAACUGGUCUCUGGCUCGAAAAAUGAUAUCGGACAUUCUCCUGGUGUUCCUGGCUCAAGUCACUCGUAUGUUAAUCGUUAUGAGAAGUCUGUCGCUGAUGAAGAUGUUGCCCCUUUAUCGUCCGAUGUCAAGUCACCUGCAGCACAAUACUCAGCAGAAGUACUUGAGAAAGCUAAAACUGAAGUUCAGAAGCUACUAAUGAUGCCUUUGGAACAAGUGCUUCUCCCGGACAACUACUCAUAUUUAGAGGCUGCUCUACCUAUAUAUGCUGAGUCACCUGAUCUCUCGAUUGAGAAAACACGUAAUUUGGAGGAACUCAGAAGAAAUCUUCCAUCUCUACUCGCAAAUUUUCAGGAGGCAAAGAAGCAGAAGGAAGAGUAUUACAAAGGGAGUGCCAGGAAGGUAAUGUUGGUCGAUGAUAUUAUUAGAAAACAGGAGCUUCACACUGGAAUCAAAGACUUUCUCGUUGGAAUCGAUGCUUCCAUCCAAAAUUUGAAGGAGAUCGAAGCACAACAAAUGAAUUUAGCUACGGAAAUUUCUCACUUGGAAGCUAAAUUGGAAGAACUGAGAGCUGCAUUUCCUGACUCAAAGAAAGACGCGGCUGAUUCUCUCGCGACACAAGCAGAGCUAAGUUGGGCCGACUACAAACACAAAAUAUGUGUUUAG